CGAUGCGCGGAAGAUGGCGGCCGCUGCGUGAUGCGCGUAACGCGUAAGAAGACUCGUAAGUCUAGUUUGGUCGGAAAAACAUGAAAGAACGACGGUAAAGAUACGUUGCGAAGCGCGACCCGUCGUGCGCCGAUACCGUGUAUGUACGUAGACAGGCCGCCCUCGUCGGCUUCCGCCUUGAAUCGCGGGGGUGCUGCUUUACGUUUUGUUUACGAUAAGCGAGCAGAAACGUUGGAGGAAGCCCUCUCUUCUCUCGCGCGCGGCUCCUUGACGGGUCGUCGUCGUUGUCGUCGUCGUCGUCGUCGUCGUCGUCGUCGUCGUCAUCGUCGUCGGUUCUUCCUGGGUACGCCGCGCGUUCGCGAUCUGCGAUCACUCACGGGGUGAGAGUGGCGAGACGCGUUUGCGAGGGGGGGUGGGGGGAAGGAAAAAAGGAAGACACACUCGGAACUCGGAGCGCGCGGAGACCCGGAGAGAGACUGGAGAGAUAAAGUGUUGCCGGACUUCGGCCCGGUGGGAAGACCAGUAGAGAUGCUGAAGCAAUUGCAGAUGGGAAUGAGAGCUUUCCUCUUAAUGGCCUCCCGUGUGUGGACCUGCAUCUGCUUUCUACUCAAGAAGCAGGUUAGAGCCAUCUCGCAGAUGCAACCAGUCAAAUAUGAAAUCUUCCCACUUUCACCUUUAUCUAGGCACAGACUUAGUAUAGUUAAGAGAAAAGUAUUAGUAUUGGAUUUAGACGAAACGUUAAUUCAUUCUCAUCACGACGGAGUGGCAAGGCCGACUGUCAGGCCCGGUACCCCUCCUGAUUUUGUUCUUAAGGUUACAAUAGACAGACAUCCUGUUAGAUUUUUUGUUCAUAAAAGACCGCACGUAGAUUUCUUCUUGGACAUUGUUAGUCAGUGGUACGAGCUUGUAGUCUUCACUGCAUCCAUGGAAAUUUAUGGGGCAGCAGUCGCAGAUAAACUAGAUAACAACAGAGGUAUCUUGAGGCGCAGAUAUUAUAGGCAACAUUGUACACCUGAAAUGGGUUCCUAUACCAAAGAUCUGUCUGCAAUCUGCUCAGAUCUCUCUUCAGUCUUUAUUCUUGAUAACAGCCCAGGAGCUUACAGAGCUUAUCCUCAUAAUGCGAUACCUAUAAAAUCAUGGUUCAGCGAUGCGGGAGAUACAGCUUUAUUAAGCUUACGUCCGUUCUUGGACUCUCUUCGUUUCACGCAGGAUGUACGAUCCGUUCUUUCAAGGAAUUUACAUUUACAUCAUACUUGGUAGCAUAGUUGAGAUUAAGCGAUACACUAGAUAUUCUAGAAAUGAAGCUGUUAACAGUUUCAGUUAGUGUGUCUAGUUUAGGAUUAUUAUUGUUAUUGAUAAUAGCAACAUAUUAGAUCGCUGCCCGUAUAAUGAGAAACAAUGAGAGACCUCCUUCUUCAAUCCUUGUUUUUUCUAUACUCGACAAACAGCGGCGAGUAAAUAUCGAAGGGAGGUCAUGUAUGCAGCCAAUAAUUAUGUCGGCACAAAACAUCCUAGGAUAAUUCUUUAUGUUGUACAGUCCCCAUGUGUGCAAAAUCGUGAAAUGAAUCUUUUUUUACUUUCUCUGUUAUGUAAAUCUUUGCCAAAGACCGAAAGAUACGAAAAUAAGAUAGAACUGCUUGCCAGCAGGAUUUUUCGUUUUAGGUAAGGAUUACUUAAAGUUUUUAUUUAUAUAUGUAUUCUGGUGGCACACAUUACGGAAGGAGGAAGAAGAAAGGAAUAUCGAAAUGCAGUACUUUUGUUAUUGUAUAUUUUUCACCUAGGAUGUAUAGAGAGAGAAUUGUACACUAAGUCAAAGGAUUCUGCUGUAGCUCACUGUAUCAGUGAGGCAGCUGUCCUGGUUAUCUAUAAUAAGAAGUAUUAAUAUAAAACCAGGAAAAAGAGAGAAUCACACCUGUUCUCAUCAAAACUUCCGUGAAAUGAAAUAUUACUAUAAUGAUCUAUAAUGUUGAUUACAUUGAUUGUGUUAGUAAGCGCUCUAACAAGGGGAGUUUAUGACAUUCACGAUUCACCAAUACUUUUGCUCUUUUUUUUAUAUGACGCGGUUGCAACUAUUGUUCUAUAAGCGAAAAAGCUUUUUAAAACUUCUAAUGAAAUUUGACUGUAAAAAUAUACAUAUAUAGCGUUUUUUUAGCCUUUUCAUCGACUAUCAUUAUUAAGUGCUGUAAAGCUGACUUAAUAACUGUAACAAUAAAAUGAUAAAAUUGCUAAGGCAAA
Messenger RNA from Formica exsecta, 2235 nucleotides. It is a transcript of the gene Dd, whose product is annotated as CTD nuclear envelope phosphatase 1 homolog. The record is from RefSeq and is a predicted model, not a curated record. NCBI's taxonomy places the organism in Eukaryota, Metazoa, Arthropoda, Insecta, Hymenoptera, Formicidae. Bases 529 to 1260 code for a protein of 243 amino acids. Gene Ontology annotation, molecular function: protein serine/threonine phosphatase activity. The transcript is spliced from 5 exons.